Messenger RNA from Xiphophorus couchianus (Monterrey platyfish), 2274 nucleotides. RefSeq names its product butyrophilin subfamily 2 member A1-like. Gene Ontology annotation, cellular component: external side of plasma membrane. Gene Ontology annotation, biological process: T cell receptor signaling pathway; regulation of cytokine production. Lineage: Eukaryota; Metazoa; Chordata; Actinopteri; Cyprinodontiformes; Poeciliidae. Gene Ontology annotation, molecular function: signaling receptor binding. The record is from RefSeq and is a predicted model, not a curated record. The transcript is spliced from 6 exons. Bases 68 to 1402 code for a protein of 444 amino acids.
CCUGUUACUUUGAACCUGUUUUACCAUAAAUGAGUCUCUGCAGAGCGGGUUGGGUCAUAAGCAAAAGAUGUUAACUAUAAAUCAUCUCUCCAUUAUUGCUGUGAUUGGCUUCCUGCUCCUCAUGUUCACCUGCAAAGGUGAGUCACAGCAGACAGAUUCGUCCCAGUCAGUUACAGUGUUGGUCGGUGAGGCCGUGGUUCUGCCGUGUUUCCUGAAACCUCCUAAAGAUGCGUCUAAGAUGACAGUGGAGUGGGGCAGACCCGACCUGAAACCCAGAUUUGUGUUUGUGAGUCUUGAAGGUCAAGAAUAUACAGCCGACCAAAACGAAGCCUACAGGGGAAGAUCGUCAAUGUUUCCUGAAAAUCUGAAAAAUGGAGACGUUUCACUGAAACUCUCUGAUGUCAGAAUAUCUGACAAUGGAAGAUACAGAUGCUACUUACCCAAAGAGAAGAAGGAAUAUUUUGUUGAGCUUGUUGUUGGUUCUGUUUCCUCACCUGGUGUCAGUUUAUCUGGACUGGAUGUCAGCAGCAGUGGAGUGAUGCUGGACUGCAGGGCUGCAGGCUGGUAUCCAGAACCUGAGCUGUUCUGGCUGGACGGUGACGGAAACAUCAUGUCUGCUGGACCUGCAGAGAAAAGCCCAGAUCCUGAUGGUGUUUACACUGUUAGCAGCAGAGUGACUGUAGAGAAGAGAAACUACAACAACUUUACCUGCAGAGUCCAACAGAGAGACAUCAACCAGAGCAGAGAGACACACAUUCAUGUUCCAGAUGGUUUCUUCAUUUCUCAGUCUGACUGUAAUAUUUUUAACAUUUUUGCUGGGAUUUUGGGCCUCAUAAUUGUUAUUGGAGCUGCUGGGUUUAUAUGGAAAUGGAGGCAAACUGAAAUAUCAAAGAAGAAGCUAAAAGUUCAAGCGAAUGAGGAGGAAAAGCAGCUCAUGAUAAAAGAAAAAGAGAAAUUAUCUGAGAAGAAAUCAAAGCUUGAGGAGGAGUUAAAAUAUAGAAAUGAGGAUCAGAAAAUUAUUGAUCAGCUGAUUGGAGCAUUAAUGGAGACGUCAGAGGAACUGAAGAAUCAGAGAAAACAACUCCGUGAUCAAAGAGAGAAAACAGAGAAAAUGAUUGAUGAGGAUGAGAAGAAAUUUAACACAAUUAUUGAUGAAGAAAGAAACCAGACGGAGAACUUGGUAGAGACUAGAGCACGAGGAUAUUUAAAACUGAAGGGAAUCAUAGCAGAGAGUCUAGAGAAAAUGGAGAAGAGAAAGAAAUAUCAUCAACAUGUGGAACUGAUGACAGAGAAACUAGUAGAGAAAACAUGUAAAGAGGUUAACAGGCUGAAGGAGAGGAAACAGGAAAUAGAGAAAAAUGUAGAGGAAAUUAAAAAACAACUUGAUGAAAUGAAAACAUGAAUGUUAUUUCACCACUGAGACAGAAACAGAUUCAGUUCAUUUUUUACAUGAUGUCAGAAAAUAUGUCAAGUUUCAUCUCAGCAGAUUGUCUGAUUUUUCAUUAAGGUGUUUUUCUGAGUAGAAAAUAUAAGAUAAAGACAUUUUCUCAGAUACAAAGUUUUCUUUUCAUAAAGUUUAGAAACUUUAGGAAUUAAACUAGAACAUAUUAUAUAAAAAAGGCAAAGCUUGAGAAGUUUUUUUUACUUUUCUUUUAUCCUCUAAAUUUCUCUGGGUUCAGUUUCAGGACAAAGUGAGAGAAUCUAAUUUAUUUAUAUCAGCAGAUAAAUUCAGUUUAAUGACCUCUGAUGUUUCCAUCUAUGUUGACCAGUAAAGUUUUCUACUGUAGAAGAAACUACAAAACAUUAAUUAAUGUGCAAGAUGUAAAAAUUAUAGCUACCAUUUGCUUUUUUUUUGCUAAUAUGAAGUUUGUUUUUUCAAGCUUUUUUGUAUUUCUUUACCUUUUUUAUUUCUAUUAUCUUUCAUGUAUUUACCAAUGUAUUUUUUAAAGUGUGCCAUUUUCUUUAAAUAGUGAUAGAGUCCAUCAGGAACAUGAUCCUCAAUUUAACCAAAAUAAAAGGCUCAAAAGUUAUCAUACAGUUGAUCUUAUUUAAAACAAACUACAAGAAUAAAUAACUGCGAAAACUUGUGAAAGAACAAAACAAUUCAUUUGAAAUCUCUUAAUAUUGUCAUAUAUAACCUGAUAUUUGUAACUGAUCGUUGUGAUGAAAUUAUGUUCAAAUUAAUUUUUAAAAUAGUUGUUAUAUUCUCACAGUUUUCUGUUACAGUGAAUAAUAUAUAAACUCAACAAUAUGAAAUACAAGAAAUCAUGACAA